GUUAUCAAACGGUAACCAUGACUCCUGCCCGUGUCCUAGUCUACAUGCAACCCGAUCGAUAACAUAAAGCGCCAAGGUUGAAGCUGCGAGACAAUAUUUAGUUCACUUUCUUUAACCGUAAAUUACACACCAGCAUUUAAUUAGUCAAUCUAGAGUGCAAAGAAAGCCAUGAUGAAAUAAUCUAACAGUCCAAUGUCUUAUUUUAUAAUAUAAAUAUGUUAGAUGUAUUAGACCUGAACAACCAGAUGUGUGUUGAGUACAUACGUAUGGGGGUAGAGAUACAAACUGCUGACGGUAUUUUGGUGAACACAUGGCACGAUCUUGAGCCUAAAACUCUCUUUGCACUUGGAGAUGAAAUGAAGUUAGGCUGGGUGUCUCAGGUGCCUGUAUACCCAGUUGGACCACUCGUCCGACCGGCUAACGCAACCUUGAGGAGUAAAGUAUUCGAUUGGCUGGAUAUGCUAUCUGAGAAAUCAGUGAUAUAUGUUUCAUUUGGGAGUGGUGGAACCCUUUCAGCCAAGCAAACAAUGGAGAUGGGGGGAUUGGAGUUGAGUGAGCAGAGGUUCAUCUGGGUGGUGCUCCCGCCUAUAGAAAAUGAUUCAGCUGCAACCGUCUUUAAGACGGGUCAUAGAAGUGAUGACACUCCAGAUUUUCUGCCUGACGGGUUCUUGACUCGAACCAAAAGGAUGGGAAUGGUCGUCCCAACAUGGGCCCCACAAACUGAGAUCUUGAACCACCCAGCGGUGGGUGGAUUCUUAUCACACUCUGGUUGGAACUCGACUCUGGAGAGUAUAGUCAGUGGGUUGCCAAUGAUCGCAUGGCCACUAUAUGCAGAACAGAGGAUCAAUGCUGCAAUGCUGACAGAGGAUAACGGGGUGGCUGUUCAGUCCAAGGCUAAGCCAUUGAGGGAGGUGGUAAGUAGGGAUGAGAUAGAGACGAUGAUUAGAGAGAUCAUGGAGUUGAAAGGCGGCGCGAGAAGGGCCAGACUAGAGACACUAAAAUUAAGUGCAGAGAAAGCUUUAAGAAAUGGUGGGUUAUCACAUAAUUCACUUGCUCAAGUGGCAAAUGACUGCAAGAUUAAGGUGCUUAGAAACAGAACUCACGAGCAUGAUCACCUGCUUUGAAUCCCUAGUAGCAGCAGCAGCUGGGAUAUGUGUUUCCUCUAUAAUGAAUGAUAAAUAGGAAACUGAAAAUACAGCCACAAGUAGAUCGAUGCUGCUGCUCAUCAUCAGAUAACUUGCAAUGAGAAGGAUUCUUGCUGAAUGUAGGGAAUAGAAAGGCUGGAAGCCCAAGCCAGUGCUUAAAUUAAGCUGCUUGGAAAUGUUUCAGGAUGCACUAUCCUAAAUUGGACUACUCUUAUUUUCUUUUGUUUCAUUUUAUUACUGUUCCUGACUGGUUUAGCACAGGAAAAGUUGUUAAAUUACUAUUCUUACAUUCACUCAGAAAUGAUUCCUCUUUCUGCUUU
This is a messenger RNA of Ricinus communis (castor bean), 1465 nucleotides long. RefSeq names its product anthocyanidin 3-O-glucosyltransferase 5. The record is from RefSeq and is a predicted model, not a curated record. Gene Ontology annotation, molecular function: UDP-glycosyltransferase activity. Lineage: Eukaryota; Viridiplantae; Streptophyta; Magnoliopsida; Malpighiales; Euphorbiaceae.